Molecule: messenger RNA, 1063 nt
Organism: Lasiosphaeria miniovina
Lineage: Eukaryota; Fungi; Ascomycota; Sordariomycetes; Sordariales; Lasiosphaeriaceae
Exons: 3
Coding region: 147-809 (220 amino acids)
Source: RefSeq, a predicted model, not a curated record
CAGAAUGUCUGGACACGCAAGAUAUUGCCAGCGAUAUCGCGUACCUGAGCGACUUCGCGGCCGACCGCUUCAGCCAGCCGAGCCCCAAGCCCCUCAUCCCUGAGGAACUCGAAGCCCGUGUGCUGGUUAAUGACCUGGUGCGCCUCAUGGCCGGAUACACGGAGUACUCGGCGCUGAUGUUCGACUGGGCCAAAUGUGUCGGUUACGGCUCGCCCGAGUUCAACAGCACCAUAGGCAAGAUAUGCGGCAAGCUACGGGCGUUCAGAUGGCGGGUCAGAGAGCUGUGGGAUGCGAUUACGACCGUGGCAAUGAGCCUUAUCGCCUACAGCCAUGGCGACAGCGCCGAGCUGGUCAACAACAUGUCCUUCCCAGAUCCCAAGCAUAUACGCUUUACGGCCGAUCUUGGAAGGGUCGACCGUGCCGAUCUGGCCGAGGUCAAACCCGUCGACGACGCCAUUCUGGCCGAGUUCGACGUCGUCGAGUACGCCGACCUGGCUGAAGACGAGAGCGACGACUAUGUCUUCGUCGGAGGCAUGAGCGACAUUGGCGAUGCCGUCACGGACAUAGGCAAAGGUCUUGCCAGCCUCAGCCUAGACGUUGACGACAACAAAGACAGCAGCGAGAGCAAGAGCAAAAGCAAGAGCAAGAGCAAGAGCAAGAGCAACGGCGAGAACCUGAACGGCCUAGCCAAGCCCGACAAGUACGCAAACCUCACAAACCUCCACGUAGACAAAUGGCUCGCCAAGCACGGGGUAUACUUGUAUGCCGCGAGUCUAGAGGACAAGGUCAAGUUCCUCCGAGAUCUUUGAGAAGAACAACCAAAGAGGCUCACAUUUAGGCGAGGGGGGCACAUUAUAUACAUACAGCACAUAGCUCAGGAAAGGAGAUGGGGGCUUGUUUUGGAGUGGGAGGCUGUCUGUCUUAUAAGGCGUACAUAGGCGCAUACAUAGGCGUAUAUAUGGGUGUUUACUAGGCCUGAAAGUUUGUGACAUACGCCUACGGUUUUCUUUUACUAGCUUUUCGUGAUUCUCCUGCAUCUCUUUAUAUCUGGGAAAUAGGCCUC